Messenger RNA from Nicotiana tabacum (common tobacco), 1885 nucleotides. Its product is annotated as glucomannan 4-beta-mannosyltransferase 9-like. Gene Ontology annotation, molecular function: mannan synthase activity. The record is from RefSeq and is a predicted model, not a curated record. NCBI's taxonomy places the organism in Eukaryota, Viridiplantae, Streptophyta, Magnoliopsida, Solanales, Solanaceae. Gene Ontology annotation, cellular component: Golgi apparatus.
GCUCUCUUUUUUUACUCUACCAUUUUCUUGGCUAGCUUAAAUUAAGUAACAGUACAUUUAAGAUAGCCAAGAAUAUGGAUUGGAUUUCCUCUGAUACUUCUUUGAGUACUCGCGAUAGUGUUACUAGCCAGAUUGGAUUGCUGUGGCAGCAAGUUAGAGUUCCAUUGCUUGUACCAUUUCUCAGAAUUAUGGUUGUCUUGUGCUUGGCCAUGUCUUUGAUGUUAUUUGUGGAGAGAGUUUAUAUGGGAAUUGUCAUAGCUUUUAUCAAGCUGUUGAGGCGAAAACCGGAAAAGAAGUACAAAUGGGAGCCAGUAAAAGAUGAUUUGGAGCUAGCAAAUUAUUCUUAUCCUAUUGUAUUAGUGCAAAUACCAAUGUACAAUGAAAGAGAGGUAUAUCAAUUGUCUAUUGGAGCUGCUUGUAACCUUUCAUGGCCAGCUGAUAGAAUCCUUAUUCAAGUUCUUGAUGAUUCAACUGAUCCUACUAUUAAGGCUAUGGUGGAACAAGAGUGCAGGAGAUGGACAGGAAAGGGAGUGAACAUAAAGUAUGAGAUAAGAGACAACAGGAAAGGGUACAAAGCUGGGGCACUGAAGGAAGGAAUGAAGCACAAUUAUGUGAAGCUGUGUGACUAUGUAGCCAUAUUUGAUGCUGAUUUUCAACCUGAUUCUGAUUUCUUGAUGCGAACUAUCCCUUUUCUUGUACACAAUCCUGAAGUUGGACUCGUUCAAGCUCGUUGGAAAUUCGUUAAUUCAGAUGAAUGCUUGUUGACAAGAAUGCAAGAAAUGUCAUUGGAUUACCAUUUCACAGUGGAGCAAGAAGUUGGAUCUGCAACCCAUGCAUUUUUUGGCUUCAAUGGAACUGCAGGGGUGUGGAGAAUUGCAGCACUUAAUGAAGCUGGAGGAUGGAAAGACAGGACAACUGUGGAAGAUAUGGAUCUGGCAGUUCGAGCUGGUCUCAAAGGCUGGAAAUUUGUCUAUAUUGGUGACCUUAAGGUGAAAAAUGAAUUGCCAAGUACAUUCAAGGCCUAUCGUUAUCAGCAGCACAGGUGGUCAUGUGGACCUGCUAAUCUUUUUAGGAAAAUGGCACUGGAAAUUGCUGCAAACAAGAAAGUCUCUAUGUGGAAGAAGUGUUAUCUGAUUUACAGCUUCUUCUUUGUCAGAAAAAUCGUUGCGCAUAUUGUUACAUUUGUUUUUUAUUGUGUUGUUAUGCCUGCCACCGUUUUGAUCCCUGAAGUUCAAGUUCCUAUAUGGGGGGCUGUCUAUAUUCCUUCCACUAUCACUCUCCUCAACGCUGUUGGCACGCCGAGAUCACUCCAUUUAUUGGUUUUCUGGAUCCUAUUUGAGAAUGUAAUGUCCCUUCAUCGGACGAGGGCAACGUUCAUCGGCCUAUUUGAAGCGGGUAGAGUCAACGAAUGGGUCGUGACAGAGAAAUUGGGAGAUGCACUGAAGACUAAAAUGAGCUCAAAAGCUUCUAAGAAAGAUCGUUUUCGAAUUGGAGAAAGGUACAAGCUACAUUUCAUGGAGAUUUUCGUCGGGUUGUACCUUUUGUUUUGUGGGUGGUACGAUUACUCAUUCGGAAAGAAUAGAUUCUACAUAUACCUCUUCCUUCAAAGCAUGGCCUUUUUUGUGGCUGGAUUUGGCUAUAUUGGAGUGUUUGUUCCAAAUUCUUAGCUGACUUUUUUUGGAGCAAUGUUUGAUUCAAGUAGUAAUCUUUAUUUAAAAUUUAUGAAUAAUAGUUUGUAAUUCUUUUACAAUGUGAAUAAGCAGCUAAGACAUGUAUGUAUGCUGCCUAUCACUAUUGUAGUUAUUUAUUUCAUGUAUUGGUCAAAAGAGUUAAGGUAUCAGAAGUGAAAUGGCAAAGGAGUCAUGGGACUUAUACCCUAAACAGA